Molecule: messenger RNA, 4264 nt
Organism: Chlamydomonas reinhardtii
Lineage: Eukaryota; Viridiplantae; Chlorophyta; Chlorophyceae; Chlamydomonadales; Chlamydomonadaceae
Exons: 21
Coding region: 323-3733 (1136 amino acids)
Biological process (GO): Golgi to plasma membrane transport; exocytosis; intracellular protein transport
Cellular component (GO): membrane; exocyst
Source: RefSeq, a predicted model, not a curated record
CUCCGCUUCGCGGGGCCAGGUGGCAAAGGACGUCCAACUGGGGGCCACGGCUGCAACCAGGUGCAUUCAAGGCACGCGUGCGCAAGAUACACGAUGGGAGUUGGUCAAACUCGCCCCGUCGAUGUUUGCUGCUGCUGUAAUAACAAGCAACAUUCUGUGAGCGCGCGUAGCAGACAAGCAGGGCGACGCGUUCACUGUUCAAAUAGCCAAAUUCACUUUCAUGCGCAAGUUUACUGCUGGUCGCUUAGUCCAGCUGUUUAGUACACUUGCAAGUUGCAUUUGAGGAUGUAAGAAUGCGUUCACAAGAACCAAAAACGCAAGGAUGAAGAGCGCGUUCAAGGAUGCUGGCGCGAAAGCAGCUCCAGCUGGCGCGCAGGGAGCACAGCCAGCGCCACCGGCAGCCAGGAGCGAGGAAGCAAGCAUCAGGGAGCUUGUGGAGAGCUGCCUGGUGAAUGACGACUUCACGCCCGUGCUCCGCAUCGUCUUCAGCGGAUCCGCCAAGGACUCCGCGACGCCCACCGCCGCCGAUGCCCUCCUCGGCGGCGGCCCGGCCGGCAGCCCCGCUCCCCCCUCCGCCUCCGCCUCCGGCGCAGCCGCCGACUCGCAGCAACCCAAGCAGGCGCUGCUGGACGGCCGGCCAGCACUGGAGCUGCUCAAGGGUGUGCUGAGGUCGGUGGCGGCGGAGCAGGACGGGGUGGUCAAGGAGGUGUGUAGCCUGCACGCCAUGGAGAUCGCCACGUGUGUGGCCGAGCUAGACCGCAUGGCCCUGAGCGCGGAGGCGCUGAGGAAGGCGGCGGAGGCCAGCAGCGAGGCGCUGCAGCGCGCCGGCGGCACGCUGGCCUCCACCGCGCGGGACCUGCACGGGCUGCUGUCGGCACAGCGGCACCUGGCGGCGGGGGUGGGCGGGCUGAGGGCGGUGAGGCGGCUGCUGGCGCGGUGUGGACAGGUGGGCCAGCUGCUGGCGGCGCGGCGGCUGUUUGCGGCGCACACACUCUUGGAGGCGGUGCGGGCGCAGGACCUGGUGCUCGCGCUGGAGGUUUUGUCCAACAACACCACGGUGGCGUCGGCGCUCGCCACCGGGCCCGACGCGGCGUCGGCGCUGGCGGCCGCGGCGGCGGCGGCGGCGGUAGGCAGCGCGCUGGAUGGCGGCGCCGCCGGCACCGCGGGCAUUGCGCCCAAGCAUCAAGCCAUGGUGUCCCGCCUUCGGCGCUAUCUGCAGGGCCUGGUGACUGACCUGGAGGCGGCGGUGGAGUACUACGCAGUGGCCGAGUUCAACAACUGGCUGGUUGGUGUCCGUGCCGAGUCGCGGCAGGUGGGCCUGCGCGCCAUCCGCCAGGCCGCCAUCGGCCGCCAGCUGGGCGACGACCUGGCGGCGGAGCGGCGCAGUGUGGCGGCGGCGCUCAUGCUGGCGGAGAAGGGCGUCAGCGGCGGCGGCGCCAGCGGCGGCGGCGGUGGCGGCGGCGGCGGUGGCGGUGGCGGUGGCGGUGCCUUUGCGGGCGGGGCGGCUGCCGCCGCCGCCGCCGCAGCAGCAGCUGGCGGCGGCGGAGGAGGCGGGGGAGUGGAUCCAGCGCGGGGCGACUUGGUGGCGGCGGUGGCGGAGCGGGUGGUGGUGGGCGCGCCCUUCCGCAGGGACCUAGCGGCGGAGGGCGCGCCGGCGCCGCCGCCCGGCUCGGCGGCCGCGGCCCCCAGGGGCAUGGCGAGGAGCGCCACGGCGCGAGGCGGCGGCGGCAGCGGGGUGGGCGGCGGCGGCAGUGGCGGCUCGGGCAGCGGGCCCGGCCCCCCGCUGGACGUGGCCACACUGCAUCCGGGGCAGCCGCUGCAGGCCAUCCAGGCGCUGUUGGCCCGCCACCGCUCCAUCGCCGCCGCCGGGCCGCCGCCGCCCGUGUGCGCGCUCACCGACUACACCACCGGGCUGCUGCAGGGGGUGGACAUGCAGGGACUGCACAGGUGCGUGCACCUGCACCGGUGCCUGGGCCGCAUGCCCAGCCUGCGGCGCUACUACCUGCAGCAGCGGCGGCUGCAGAUCACCACCGACCUGGCGCCGCCAGCGCGCUUCCUGGAGGCAUACCAGGCCUACCUGGCGCAGGUGGUGGGUUUCUUCGUGGUGGAGGACGCGGUGGCGGCCGCCGCGCCCGACCUGGUGUCGCCCGACAGCGCCGCCCUGCUGUGGGAGGCGGCGGCGGCCUCGCUGCGGGGCGUGCUGGCGAGGGCGCUGGAGGAGGCGCUGGGCGGCGGCGCACCCGCCUCCAUCAUGCUGCUGCUCAAGGAUUUCAUGUUGUUGGUGUGCUCGGCGCUGGGCGCUCGCGGCUUCGUCACCGCCCCCGUCACCGAGCUGCUGUCUGCCUCGCGGCUGCGCUACCACGAGCUGCUCACGGCGGGCGUGGCGCUGCGGGUGGGGCGGGCGCUGGCGGCGGACGGCCUGGUGGGGGGGCUGGUCGUGACGGGCGAGGCGCAGGCGGCGGAGCUGGUGGGGCGGCUGGGGCUGCCGGCGGUGCUUGAGGGGUACGGCGCAGCAGUGCGCCCGGCUGUGCCGUACACGGCGCCCUUCACGCCCUGCCUGCCGCGCAUCCUCACCGCCAUACGGGGGUUUGUGUCUGACUCGCUCGCGUACCUGCAGGGGCUGCUCAGUCCCUGGGAGCUGCUGCCGGCGGUGCUGCACGCGCGAGACCGGCUCAUCGGCAAGACGGUGGUGGAUGCGCUGGCUGACCACACGGCCCGGCUGCUGGGGGCGGACGCAGCAAGUGCGCCGCCGCCGCCGCCGCCCUCGCGCGGCGCGCCGCCGCCGCCGCCGCCGCCGGGGCCGUGGCGGGCGCGCGAGGUGAUGCACAUGGUUGCGAACGCCUCCUGUCUGGCAUCCGCCAUGCAGGCACUGGACGAGUGGACGUUGCUGCAGGUGCGACCCCUGGGUGCCAUGGCGGCGGCCGCGGCGGCGGCGGCGGCCUCCGGCGGCGCAGCCGGCGGCGCCGGCAACCCCCUUGCUCCAAACCGCGCCGGCGGCGGGUCCGGCGGCGCGGGCGGCGGCGGCGGCGGCAGCUCUGACUCCUCCAUGGGUGCGGUGAUGGCGGCGCUGCGCAGUGUGCAGGACGCGGGGGAGAAGGGUCUGGUGCGGCUGCUGGCGGCGCGUGUGGAGGCGCUGGUGGCGGCGGGCGGCCGCGCGGCCAACUGGCUGCCUGGCGAGCCACUGCCCAUGGGCAUGUCGCCCUAUGCGGAGGAGCUGCUGGCGCUGCUGCGGGACUCGUUUGAGUCCGCCGCCGCCACCCUGCCGCGCUCCUCCUUCCUGUUCCUAGCCCGGGCGGUGGCCAGAGCCAUGGGCGGCGCAUUCAUGCAGCUGCUUAAGGAGGGCGUCAAGGCCUACAACCUGUUUGCCCUGGAGCACCUGGCCGGUGACGUGGCGGCACUGGACCGCUACCUGUACGGCCUCAGCCUCAGCGGCGCAGUGCCCGGCCUGGCGGAGGAGUUCGCGGGGCCCAGGCAGCUGUGCGCGCUGCUGCUGUCGCCCAGGGUGGAGGAGGUGCUGAUCCCGGAGGUGCGGCGGCAGCGCUACGGCUCGCUGGACCUGCCCGUGCUGGUGCUGGUGCUGGAGCGCUACCGGGAGCAGUCACGGGUGGACAGGACGAAGGAGAAGACGGGGCACGUGUCCAAGCGCGUGCUGGAGGGCAUCGCCAAGCAGCUGCGCGGGCAGAUGGUGGCGGGCACGGCCAUGAGCGGUCCGCGCGUGCUGGAGGAUGUUUGAGAGGAGGGUUUAAAUGUGGAGAUGUGGGAGUCUUUGGGUUUGUGGGGAUGGGGAUUGGGAUGGGGUGUAGCUGCCGGUACGGUGCUCUACGGAUGCAAUGUGAGAGGAUGCUGUUGAAGAGCGGGGGCGCAGGACGACGGCUGCGGGCGGGCGGGAGGAGGAAAUCGAUGUGUCCGGUGUCAGGUCAGGUGUGGAGGCGCGAGCGGUUGGAAAAGAUGGCAGGCGCUGCAUGCUCAAGGCUAUGAGUUUGAGUACCUAGAGCUCGGUGUCGCGGAUGGACGAGUUGACCACGAAAGGGCGCCAAGAAGCGGGAGGUCGCAACGCGCCAAAGGCGCAUGGCCAUGAACCCGCGCGUCGGCACGUCGAUCACACUCCACACUUCUCCUGUCGGUAUAUCUGGACUGAAUGCACGCGACGCGAUAAACUCGCUGCUGGUGACGAGUCAGGCCUUGCGACAGCACUACCAACUCUUGCCCCCGCUGGGCUCUUGACGUCGACUCGCUUUAUGCAUGCAUGUAAUUGCCAGUAAAG